AUGAUAGAUGGACUUAUAAUGCUUGCAUUUCUGCCUAUUUCUUUGCUUCUUGCAAUCUCAGCUGUCCAAAAUUGUUCUUCGACAAUUGCUAUCACAUAUAAAAAAUUCUUAUCAGUUGUAAAACCCAGAUAUUUUCCAUCUGGGCUGAAAGCACUAGAAUUCAAGAGCUCACCUAUAAUGAAUUUUAAGUCCAGAUGCUUUAGAUGUCAUUUGACACGUCUUUCUUCUCUAGGUUCUCUUGCUAUCCUGCAUGAUCUACAUCAUCAUAAAAACUUGUAG
Molecule: messenger RNA, 279 nt
Organism: Blepharisma stoltei
Lineage: Eukaryota; Ciliophora; Heterotrichea; Heterotrichida; Blepharismidae
Source: the annotation of a GenBank genome assembly